Aedes aegypti (yellow fever mosquito) is the source of this 5530-nucleotide messenger RNA. RefSeq lists its product as uncharacterized. Gene Ontology annotation, biological process: regulation of actin cytoskeleton organization; signal transduction; positive regulation of GTPase activity. NCBI's taxonomy places the organism in Eukaryota, Metazoa, Arthropoda, Insecta, Diptera, Culicidae. Gene Ontology annotation, molecular function: GTPase activator activity. Bases 795 to 3746 code for a protein of 983 amino acids. The transcript has 8 exons. The record is from RefSeq and is a predicted model, not a curated record. Gene Ontology annotation, cellular component: intracellular anatomical structure.
UUGCGUUUGUCGCUCAGUCCAUUGCGAUUUCUUGAGUGUGGUGUACCGUCGUGUCGUGUCUUCGUCUAUCGGUCGUGGGUCUGAUCCAGAUUAGCGCCUUCUCAUGCGAAAUUUGUCAAAUGUGCGAUAGUCCCGCUAGUCGCGCCAGUAUCGCUGUCGCCGUGUCGUGGCUGUCAAGGAAUUUGUGAUUUUGUGAUCGGAAAAAAGAAAAAUAAAUCGCGAGUGAGUGUUGCGUCUGACAGAUAGAAGAAAAGCUGUAGAAAAUCUAGUCCUCUCGUUGGGAAAGCCCCAUCUAGAGAACAGACAAGAAAACGUACGUGGUGUGUCUUCCAUACGAAGGAAAGAAGAAUAAGUGGUGCUUCCUCGUUAUCAAUUGUGUCGUCUCCAAAAAUAGCGGAAUCAAAUUUGGGCGGCCGUGUGAUGGCCUGAUGAAGAAUUCCCAGAAGCAACGUGGCAAAGCGACUGUGAAUAUUAUUGGUUCGGUAAUAGCCGAAAAGGUCAAAAUUGAAUUGAGUUAUAACUUGUAAUUGCGAGCCCUUCUACCAAGUGCACAUCUCUAAAUUACCGAAAUUCGUCAUCAGGUGCAGCGUGAUUAUGCAGUGAGAUUUUGUGGAACAAGGUGAAUGAAUGCCUUUCGAAUUGCAACCGAAAGGAAAACAGUGAAUUGUGUCCCGCAAUUAUAUGUGAAAAAAAAGUGUGAAGAAGACAACCGAAUCUGCGAGCUGAGCUGAAUCAAUGCAUCUAAAGACGGUGUGAUUCCGUCAUACAGUUUCCAACACGUGUAGCGGACCCUAAUGAACAGGAACAUGAAACGACAGCUGGAGAAGUUUAAGGAGGAGAUCAAGUCCAACCUGACAAGAUCCAACAAAGUGGAGAAAAAUGCUGACGGCCUGCAGGACAUCGAACGGGAGGUCGACCGGUACAAAGACAUUCUGCAGAACCUUAACAAACGGAUAGCAACGACCGUCUCGGCCGGUCAACCCCAGGAUGCUGUCGCCAAAGAGAAACGAGUGCGCAAAGUGGCCGAGUUCCAGCUCGGUCAGUUGAUGGAAGAUUCGGUCAAGGAUCUACCGGCCGGAUUGCUUCGGGACGUGCUCGACCGGAGUGCGCGCCUGGAAAAGACCAUCGCGUCGGAAAUCAUCAACAAUGAGAUGAACAUCGAGAACUCGGUCAGCAAAAAUCUGAACGACAUCAUCGAGCGGCAUCUGGCAACGAUCCAGAAGCAGAAACGCACCGUCAGCAAGUGCCACCAGGAGUACGAGGCCACUAGGCAAAAGUAUGAUUCCGCCGUACGCAACAGCGACCAGCUAGGUAACCAAGCCAAACUCACCCAACUGAAGGAUGACCAGGAAGAGCUCCACAACAAGCUGGAGAAGGAACGGGACCUGUACGAGUCCUACAUGUACGAGCUGUUGGCCGAAGAGGAGAACAUUGCCAACUACGUGAAGGAUUACGUCAAACAUCAGGAAAUGUACUACACCUCAGCCCUCCGGGAGAUCCAAGGAACUAUUAAGAACAUGGACGGUCUGUUUCGACGGAAUAACAAAAAGAUCUUCAAUACGCCCCUGCAAGAGCACCUGAAGGCGACGGAUCGUAAGAUCGCGUAUGUCAUUGAGCUUUGUGUCUGCUGUUUGCUUGAAAAAGGUCUUUAUGAGGAGGGACUGCUACGGGUAGGCUGUGCAUCCUCGAAGCUACGACGAAUGAUCUCCGCUGUCAAUGCCAAUUAUGUGACUCCUCCUUUACCCGAUAAGUACGCCGAUCCGCAUGUCAUAGCCGGUGUGCUGAAGAAAUACCUAAGAAGCCUACCAGAUCCGCUGCUAACCUUCGAGUUCUAUUCGGACUUUGUAGCGGCAGCCCAAAAGCAAAACGAAACACAGCGAAAAGCUGCGAUCUUAAACAUCAUCAAUCAGCUACCGAAAGAAAACUAUAACAACUUGCGAUACCUCACCAAAUUCUUGUCCUACUUGUCCGAGAAGAACCAGGAGAACAAAAUGUCUCCUCAGAACAUUGCCAUCGUGAUGUCGCCCAAUCUGCUGUGGUCUCCAAACGAGAACGAGAACUACAUCGAUCAAGUGAACAGUACGGCAACGGUGAACACCAUUGUCGAAGCAAUGAUCGCCGAUUGGGGGUUCUUCUUCGAUGGUGAUGUGAACUUCUACGUCAGCAUGACCAGGGAUUCGCUUUUUCCGGAUAAUGGCGGGUUUCCGGUGGACAAAGAUUUGCCUGUAAGAUAUGUUCCUAACGACGUGAUGUCGCGAUCGAUGAUAGUAACGACAACCGCGGGUAGCCAAGACGAGGUUCGGUAUUAUAAUAGUGGAGGAGGAGGCAGUGGCGGUGGAGGAGGAGGAGGGGCAAUUUACACAAACAACUCCCAAAAAGCGUCUACAUCACAUUCCCGCAGCAGUAGUCACGAUACUAGUCUUAUUCUAAUCAACAGUAACGAUCAGCUCAACAAGCACCGGAGUCAGUCGAAUAGUUCCCUGUCGGAUCAUUCCAGUCCGCCACAUGAUAGCAGUCCAAAGCCUACGGUUCGGAGGAAACACAACAAACAAGCUGCUCCAACUCCUCCGGACAGUCACCACAAGAACAGCACAGGCAGCAAUAGCAAUAGUUCCCGGGAGUUGAACAACAAACUACAAUCGAGCUCAUACUUCAAGCAGCUGAACAACAACGAUCAUCGCCGGGAUCGAGAGGACGAAGGAUUCCAAUCGUUGCAACAUCACGCGUACAAACAAGCCCAGCAGGAGUUUUCCAGCGAUCGGCAAACGAUGAUCCGUGCCGAAAGUCAUGACAAUCUACUGAAGCUCAAGUCGUCGGCCACUGCGGUGGCCAGUGUGGGAGACAAAAUUCCGCCGCCGAGGCCGGCAGCAGUCAGCAUUGGGGACAGCCAGACGUUGAACCGAACCAAGGGACAGCACAACCUGCACCAACAGCAUCAGCACCAAAAUAGCAAACUACCAAAUGCUCCCAAUUGUGAUACUACUAGCAGUAUAGGUAAUAAGGAGAAUAAGGAAAACCAUCACCGUCCGACGUUUCCAUUGCCGGUGAAACCGGUGGCCCUACCGAGGACAACUAUAGUCACUGCUAAGACACCUACCCCAACCGGACCUGGUCCGCACACGAAUAGUACCGAUGACGACAGCAGUCCCGCAUCACAAACAACUAUCCGUGAAAAACCCGUCAUCCCAGAACGACCCGCUAUACUGUUGAGGCCGCAGAGCUUCAAAGGUUCCAUUCCGGAAAUAUCUAAAGUUAGCGAAGGAACCAACACACUGUUCAGCGCGGGUACGUCCAUCAAAAAAGCUCAAAGCUUCCGAGGCGAAACCAGCACGGGAACAAGCAAAGAAAGUGGUUCAACCGUUCUCGAGAGGACCCAAAUCUACAACAUCGACAAACAACAGGUGGCGAUCAUCGAUGUGCCAGAUAAAGCAUCCUCAGGAGAUGAACAAAGCAAAGCAAAAGACAAACCAUCAUCCCUAGUGGCCACGGUUCCGGAAGGGGUUCCCCCUUUGGCAAUGAUGGAAUCUACCGGAUCGCUUGGUAGCGACAUCCAAUCACCCACGAGUACAGUUGGCCCAUCGGAGCUGACGACGGACUCGACGAAUAACGCAACAACCCUUACUAGUCUUCAACACGUACCGCAAUCGCCUCGCGGAUUCGAUCAGGCCAAAAUCAAACGACCGCAAGUUCCGGCUCCACCCCCUCCGGUUGGUCGACCUAAAUCAUCCGACUCGACGGAUUUAUAACAAACUGAGCUGUUGAUUUAACCAAGCGCGCGGGUAUAGAUACAUUUAUGUAGUGAUUUGCGUUAAACGAGUGGAUGCCUGAAGUGAAGACACGUGCUUGCGCGACUGCCCUUAAUGCAUUUUUUGAUUGCUGCUGGAGGUUGAUGGUGUAGGUAAAUUGAAAUAUUCCUCACCGGAGUAUCUAAAUAAUUUAACAAAUCGAAAUCGUUUCUAAUGUAAUUGCUUAGCACUAACUCGAUUGAAGAAGCACAGAAGAAGCUGUGCUAUAUCGCGACAGUCAAUUUGCGUAAUUGAGAGGUUUUUUUUUCCCAAUCCCAUCAACCAGCAGCAAUCCAAAUCACAUUCUCGUCGCAUUUAUCGCUGCACAUAACAAACAUCAAGCAGAAGGGCAAGUCUGUCAUUCACCUAGAGUUCGAGAGGAAAGAAACACAAACUAUUCCGAGUCAGAUAGCUUUUAAUUAAAUUUUAUUAUUUUAACGUUUUUUAUCGUCUCUCGUCAGUCGGUUUUAGUUCAUUUUCGUUUGUGUCGUUCGGUACUGUUAUGCAUGGCGACAGAAAAGAAACAAAAGUGCAUUCUAAUUGAAUUGAAUUCGGUCGCUGUUCUGUUGCAUUCAAUUCGCGUUAUGCUCACCGCUAUGACUUCAUGUUUGAAUGGGUUGCUCCCAGUUCUCUUGUUAAAAUUGUUACAUUGUAACGAAGGUUCGCUUUGGUUUCUAGCAAAUAGAGAAAAGGGCAUUGAUGCCCUGUUUUUAGAAUCAAUACCUGCUAAUGUAAAAAGAACUUGUACACAUCAUUCAAUACCCUUGGAAAGAAGAUAUCAGCAGAAAGGGUUGGUUAAUGGAAGUAAUCAAAUAGAAAAUCAAAGAUGUGCGGAGCAGUUAGUUCGAUAUUGUUAUUGCAGUUUGUAUACCUUUAAUGUAGACUGAGUUUUGGGCAUUCUAAUGUUUGCCAUCAUAAGCGAGGUUGUCAUCUCCGAGGCAAUAUCAUCAUUAUCAUCGUUCGCUAGACUACCAAUAAAGGGCUUGGGAAAGUAUUUUUGUUCCGCACUGCUCAUUCGAUUUGUAGUAAAUUUUUGUUUUUUUUUUGUCUUUAUAGUUUACGCUUGUUAGACUAAAAUUUGCCACAAGUCCUUUAAAGUCCAUAUGAGAUUCAAUGUAGGCAUCAUCAAAACAUAUUGGUAUACACAAAUGCAUGGUUUAUACACUACCCGCCAAAAGGAUGGAAUCGCUUCACCAAGUAUUGCAAUAUCCGUUUAUGACUACAAAAGCAACUUUUUGAUGUAUUGUAAAAUUCAAUAUAAUUGUUCCAUACUUUCCAGAAUUUUCGCAGGUAGUGUAUGAGUUAUUGCAUGUUUGAAGUAUGCCAGUAGAGCGCGAAAACUACAACCACAUGACUUAUGCAUGGCCAUUCCCAUACCAAAUUCAAAGGGUUUGUAAGUCUCGGUAUUCAAAUAAAAUAAGCUUGAAUUUUACACUCAAAACUUGAAUAACAAUCGAAUGGGCAACAUGGAGCAAAAACGUUUUCUCAAUCGCCCUGCGGCCAGCGAGUUGUCUGACCAAUUUAUUACCAAAAUGACAGUUUAUUCGCCUGGCGCUAAGUUUUUCUCUAAACGUGUUAGAACUGGUCGGACAGCUUGUUGGCACCGAUUGACACCGAAUGCUAAUAAAUUACGGAAGUUAUCAAUAAAUUAUCGCUACGUACUCACAACUAUCUAAUCAAUCAUUAUACAGUAACAGAACAUAUUCAAUCGUAAACAUAAUAAACCUGCUUGUUGCCUUAUUUUA